This is a messenger RNA of Pogonomyrmex barbatus (red harvester ant), 1543 nucleotides long. Its product is annotated as nucleoside diphosphate kinase 5. Gene Ontology annotation, cellular component: cilium. Lineage: Eukaryota; Metazoa; Arthropoda; Insecta; Hymenoptera; Formicidae. Gene Ontology annotation, biological process: CTP biosynthetic process; cilium movement; UTP biosynthetic process. Gene Ontology annotation, molecular function: nucleoside diphosphate kinase activity. The record is from RefSeq and is a predicted model, not a curated record.
CAAUCGAGAGAAAUAAUUUGAUAAAAAUUUAUACACACUUGAAAACGUACUAUGAUUUAGCGAAAAUAAUACAAUGAAAAAUAGUAUAAUAUCUAAAUUUGUGUAAUACAAUGUCGUUAUCGCUGUAUAAAUAUUCGCACUAAAACGAAUGCACCUACGCAACUGCUGGUGUUUCCAUAUGCCAACUUAUCGCAAUGCAAACCCUCGUAAGAAAACAUUGUGAUAAUUGAAGCGGCGGCGCCAAUCGGAGAUCAAAAAGAUCACUGGAGUAAUUAAAAAAAAGUUGGUACUUUUAUCGCGACGAUUGCAGAACAAAUAAAUAUCAAGGAUCUAGUUCGAUAGUAUCUAACCUUUUAUAAUCUUCGUAAAACAUCAUGUCAUUCGUAAAUGACAUAUGUUGGAUAAAUUGGAAAAUUAGGCUGAUUGCAUUCAAUUGAAUUUCUUUCUGGAAACAGAUACGGUAGAAUAACGACGAAAAUAAUCUUAUAAAAGUUAGUUUGUAUACCGAAGAAAAAUGUGUGACUGUCUGCAAAAGGAGAUCGCUGGAAAAAUUGGAUCGGAAACUGUAACUCUUUUCACAAAAUGUCCUGCGCCAUAUCGCCCUGGAAGAGAUAUUUUUGAGCAUAUAGUUUCCAUUGGUUCCGAUCGAAUGUUAAUCGAUUCCGUGCGAUCCAGUAGCAGCGAAAUGACAUACACUUCUAUGGAAAUUUUGUCGACAGACACGGGAUCCUCUCUUCCCAGCAAAUCAAACAGACUAUAUAAAUUCAUUUAUCCCACGAAAUACAAUUGUUCUGGCAAAGAAGAGGAUUUUAAAUUGUCGCCGGUAUGUUUUGAAACCGACAAAAUUAAGGAGGCCGUUGAGGAGGAACCGGAUAUUGAAUUUACAUUGGCUAUCAUAAAGCCGGAAGCAAUGGUCUAUAGGAAGGAAAUCGAGAGUCGAAUAUGCGCGGAAGGAUUUGAAAUUUGUCAGACUCGUUGGCUACAGCUGACACCAGAACAGGUUGCAGAAUUCUACAAAGAACGUUUCGGCGAACUGAGUUUUCCUCAUCUGGUGGCAUAUAUGUCAUCGGGACCCAUCAUAGUGUUUGUAUUAGCGAAGGAAAAUGCCAUAAAAGAAUGGAAGAGAAUCAUAGGACCGACCACGGUGGCCGAAGCGCGUUUGUAUUUUCCUGACAGCAUCCGAGCAAGAUAUGGUCGUAGAGGAGACGACUUAAAGAAUGCUAUCCACGGCAGUUGCGAUAGCGAACAGGCUGAAAAAGAAAUUCAUUUCUUCUUUCCUGAUUUUAUAAUUGAACCCUUGCUGAAAGAUGAAAUGGCUGAAGAUUUUUUAUGGGAAACUAUUAAUCCCGUUCUUAUCGAAGGUUUAACAUUGUGUUGUAAGCAGAGACCGGCCGAUCCUGUAUUAUGGUUGGCGCACUGGCUGAUCCUGAACAACCCUAAUAAACCUAAACUACCGGAAGAUCUCGCUUUAAUUCCGACAUGAUAAUUCUUUCUCUCUCAUACCGUCGAUUUGUUUUAUACUUUAACGCAGGACAACCGCCCG